AUGCAGUCGGAGUUGCGAACCGUAUCGAGGAUGCUAUUAUCCAGCCGGUACAAAAUAAGCGGCUAUGGGAGCUCUUCCUUACGCUACAACAAAGACAGCAAAGACAUGGACCCGCAGAUGCGGCUUGGCAAGGUACUGUUUACGCUAAAUUUUCUUAGCACAAGCCGUGACUCCGGGAGAGGUUAUAGCUGUGUCUCAACAGACUCCGGACCUCUCUGGGUACCCAAUAAGCCUCUUAAGAAGCGAAAACAAGAAAACAAACCACAGGAGACUGGAGGUGCUACUGGAGGAAAUAGAGCAGCUUCUCAGGAGACAGGUUCUGCAGGAAAUGGGUUGAAGCCAGCACUGAUGGUUAGUAUUGAUCUGCAGCAAGCAGGAAGAGCAGACCCUCAAGCAACUGUAACUCAUGAUUUGGACACCAUAAAAAAACCUGAAGAAAUUAAGCAGUAUGAUGAUGGGUUUGUGUGUAUUCCCCAAGAAGACACUGCUGGAGUUCUUAAAUUUCAGCCUGAAAAUCAACCAGAGAUUUUUAGGAAAAAGUCAGACUUUGAGGGUCAAAAGACAGAUAUCCAGCAAAAUGAAAAGAAACAAAUGGAAUUUCAGCAAAAUGUGAGCAGGCAGUUGGAAAAUAAACGCAAUGAGAACAAACAGGUAGAAGAUAAACAUGAAAACAAGCAUGAAAACAGACAAAUGGAAGUGAAGCAGAAUGAGAAAAGACAGACAGAAUCAAGACAAAAUGAGACCAGGCAAAUGGAUAUGAAAAAAAAUGAGGAAAAACAAAAUAAUGGAAAACAGGAAGUAAGGCAAAGGCCUGAAAUGCCAAAAGAGAAGAGUGAAGGCAGACCUGAAAUCCCAAAACAUAGACAUGAUAACAGGAGAGACUCAAGUAAACCAUGGUCAGAUAAGAAAAUUGAAAUAUAUAGGCAUAAACUAGAUGUGAAAUCUGAUACUUCGAGGAUAAAAUCUGAAAGUAGAUCUGAUCCAACAAAAAAAAGGCCUGAUGGGCGUUCAGUUUCUGAUACACAAAAACGUGACCAUGAUAGCCUUAAACAAAGAUCUGAGGACUGGGAGGAGUCGGAGAGAUACAGAGGAGACUCAUCCAAGAUUAGAAGGCCUGAAUAUUUGAGAUCCUCAAACAAAAAUGAACAUGAUUCUAAGCAUGGUAUUAAAUCUGAUGGUUCAAAAAUUGAAAAAUUUGAAAAGAAACAUAGACAUGAGGCUGCUGAAUCAAGGGAAAGGUUUUGUUCUGGGGAUCAGAAAUCAAGACCAGACAGCCCUCGUGUUAAACAGGAAAGUAAAGGAGAUUCUAGUAAAUCAAGACCUGAUAAACCUGGUUUUAAAUCACCCAACAGCAAGGAUGAACGAAGGACAGAUGGUAAUAAAAGUAAGGUAGAUAGUAAUAAACCACAUUCUGACAAUAAAGCAGAGUUCCCCAGUUAUUUGUUGGGGGCAAGAUCUGGCGCAUUGAAACAUUUUGUCAUUCCAAAAAUCAAGCGUGAUAAAGAUGGUAAUGUCACACAUGAGUCAAGGAAAACUGAAUUUAAAGAUGAAGAGAAGGACAAAGUAGAGAAGAUUGGGCUAGUUGAAGAUCUAAAUAAAGGAGCUAAGCCUGUAGUUGUCCUUCAAAAGCUUUCAUUGGAUGAUGUGCAGAAAUUUAUUAAGGAUAGAGAAGACAAAUCAAGGGGCUCUUGUUUAAAACCUAACAAGAACAAGUCACCCAAACCUAAUAAAGGUAGCAUAGAUCAGUCAGUGUUAAAGGAGUUGCCACCUGAGCUCCUGGCAGAAAUUGAAUCCACUAUGCCACUUUGUGAACGUGUGAAAAUGAACAAGCGCAAACGUAGCACAGUUAAUGAGAAACCAAAAUAUGCUGAAAUCAGUUCUGAUGAAGACAAUGACAGUGAAGAAGCAUUUGAAUCUUCUCGUAAAAGACACAAAAAGGAUAGAGAUGAAGCUUGGGAGUCUGAAGAACAUGACAGAAGAAGUUCUGGUGACCAUAGGAGAAGUGGUUAUUAUCAUGAAGGAAAGAGGACUUCUGCUAGCGGCCGUUACCGUAAUCGCAGUCCUGAUGACUCUGACAUGGAUGAUUAUUCUCCUCCUCCUAGCCUCAGUGAGGUGGCUAGAAAAAUGAAGAAAAAAGAAAAACAAAAGAAGAGGAAAGCUUAUGAACCUAAACUAACGCCUGAAGAAAUGAUGGAUUCUUCAGCUUUCAAAAGAUUUACUGCUUCAAUUGAGAAUAUUUUGGAAAAUUUAGAAGACAUGGAUUUUACAGCUUUAGGCGAUGAUGAUGAGAUUCCACAGGAAUUGCUACUGGGAAAGCAUCAGCUUAGUGAGUUGGGUAGCGAAUCUGCAAAAAUCAAGGCAAUGGGCAUUAUGGACAAGCUCUCAACAGAUAAAACAGUAAAAGUCCUGAAUAUUUUGGAGAAGAAUAUUCAAGAUGGAGCAAAGCUUUCUACAUUACUUAACCAUAACAAUGACACUGAAGAUGAGGAGAGAUUAUGGAGAGAUCUUAUUAUGGAGAGAGUGACAAAAUCUGCAGAUGCUUGUCUUACUGCUAUCAAUAUUAUGACAUCACCAAAUAUGCCUAAAGCUGUAUAUAUUGAGGAUGUAAUAGAAAGAGUUAUUCAGUACACAAAAUUUCAUUUGCAGAACACUCUCUAUCCUCAAUAUGAUCCUGUGUAUAGAGUGGAUCCUCAUGGUGGUGGUGUUUUAAGUUCAAAAGCAAAACGUGCCAAGUGUUCCACCCAUAAGCAGAGAGUUAUAGUCAUGCUGUAUAACAAAGUUUGUGACAUUGUCAGCAGUUUGUCAGAGUUGCUAGAGAUACAGCUUCUUACUGAUACAACUAUUCUUCAGGUAUCAUCUAUGGGAAUAACACCCUUCUUUGUAGAAAAUGUCAGUGAACUACAGUUAUGUGCCAUCAAAUUAGUGACUGCAGUGUUCUCCAGGUAUGAAAAACAUAGACAGUUAAUACUAGAAGAAAUUUUCACUUCCCUUGCAAGACUACCAACUAGCAAGAGGAGUUUGAGAAAUUUCAGAUUAAACAGUAGUGACACUGAUGGAGAGCCUAUGUAUAUUCAGAUGGUAACAGCACUAGUUCUGCAGCUUAUUCAGUGUGUGGUGCAUUUGCCAUCAACAGAAAAAGAUUCUAAUUCAGAGGAGGAAUCAAACAAAAAAGUGGAUCAAGAUGUGCUUAUUACUAACUCAUAUGAAACAGCGAUGAGAACAGCACAAAACUUCCUUUCUAUUUUUCUUAAGAAGUGUGGUAGCAAACAAGGGGAAGAAGACUACAGACCACUGUUUGAGAACUUCAUUCAAGAUCUUCUUUCCACAGUCAAUAAACCAGAAUGGCCAGCGGCAGAAUUGCUACUGAGCUUAUUAGGAAGGCUACUGGUUCACCAGUUCAGUAACAAAUCUACAGAAAUGGCAUUAAGAGUUGCAUCACUUGACUAUCUUGGAACUGUAGCUGCAAGACUCAGGAAAGAUGCAGUCACUAGCAAAAUGGAUCAAGGAUCAAUAGCCAGAAUCAUCAAGCAGGUUUCAGGAGGAGAAGAUGAAAUUCAGCAGCUGCAAAAGGCUUUGCUAGAUUAUCUGGAUGAGAACACAGAAACUGAUGCAUCAUUGGUGGUAAAUUUCAGCUUUCUGAUGUCAAGUGUAUAUAAAAUUAUCUUCAGUAGCAUGUACUGA
This is a messenger RNA of Calypte anna (Anna's hummingbird), 3681 nucleotides long. RefSeq names its product nipped-B-like protein. The coding region runs from base 1 to 3681 and encodes 1226 amino acids. Lineage: Eukaryota; Metazoa; Chordata; Aves; Apodiformes; Trochilidae. The transcript is spliced from 18 exons. Gene Ontology annotation, cellular component: Scc2-Scc4 cohesin loading complex. Gene Ontology annotation, molecular function: chromatin binding. The record is from RefSeq and is a predicted model, not a curated record. Gene Ontology annotation, biological process: regulation of gene expression; brain development; replication-born double-strand break repair via sister chromatid exchange.